Messenger RNA from Alternaria ventricosa, 1584 nucleotides. RefSeq lists its product as uncharacterized. Lineage: Eukaryota; Fungi; Ascomycota; Dothideomycetes; Pleosporales; Pleosporaceae. Gene Ontology annotation, cellular component: extracellular region. Gene Ontology annotation, biological process: pectin catabolic process. The record is from RefSeq and is a predicted model, not a curated record. The transcript has a single exon. Gene Ontology annotation, molecular function: pectate lyase activity. The coding region runs from base 1 to 1584 and encodes 527 amino acids.
AUGCGUUUCUCUCUGACUACCAUCGCGGCUGCGGCUCUGAUCGCCUCCGUCUCAGCGGCACCUGCUCCAGCUAAACCGACCGAACUCACGGCUCGAGGUCCUGCUCCUACACGCGCUCAUGGUCAUCGUGGUGGCCACCGCGGCAAACACGGCUCUGAAUCCAUCGGCUCUGGACUGGGAAUGGGAGGUGGCCCAGGACGAGGCGGCCAACGCAAUGGCGGUGACCCCGGUUACUUCCCCGGCGGCGGCGCUGCUCCCACCGGCGGCUUCCCAGGCUUUGGCGGUCAGCCAUCCGACCCUCAAAUGACGGGUGCUCCUACGUUUACUCCCGGCAGCGACUACGAGCGUAGAUCGGUGGAGUCCGAACCUGUUGUUACAAAGCGUCAACCCUUCGGUUUGGUUUGGAGAGCCAGUGAUGACGAAUCUAAGGACGCUUCGGAUACCAAGGACUCUGCAGAUGAUUCGUCUGACUCCAAGGACGGUGCUUCCGACUCCAAGGACGGCAAGAAAGACAAGUCGAAGGGCUCUUCUGGCUCUUCUGAUAGCAGCGAGGAUUCUUCCAGCGGCAAGGACAAGUCUUCCAGUGACGCUAGCGACAGCACUGGAGACAGCACUGAGGAUGCGACUGGCGACUCUGGUUCAGGCUCUGGUGGAGAUGGCAGUUCGAGCUCGGGAUCAGGUUCGGACUCCAGCAGCGGUAGCGGCAAGGGCAGCGGAUCAUCUUCAGGUGGAGAGUCUUCUUCCGGCAGCGACUCAUCUUCAGGAAGCGACUCAUCCUCGGGUGGAGGUUCGUCCUCAGGCGGCAGCUCUUCCUCAGGUGGCGGCUCCUCUUCAGGUGGUGGAUCUUCCUCCGGCUCAGGCAGUCAAACUGGAUCCGGCAACUCCACUAUGCCCAGCUCGGGUGGUAGUGCAGCAAGCGGUACUAUGCCUGCAGCAGCUGGCGAGUCUACCCUUUCCAAGACCAUGAUGGUAACCGGCGAAUUCGACGGUGGCAUGAAGCGUUUCGGCCGUGGAGUGUCUUGCACCGGUCAAUCAGAAGGGGGAGACAGCGAUGCUGUAUUCUCUAUCGCUAACGGCGGCACUCUCCGCAACGUCAUCAUCGGAGCCGAUCAGAUCGAAGGAGUACACUGCCAAGGAGCCUGCACCAUCGAAAACGUCUGGUGGGAGGACGUUUGUGAAGACGCGCUCACCUUCAAGAAGGACGGCGAUGGCACAGUCACGGGCGGCGGAGCCAUGGGCGCAUCAGACAAAGUCAUCCAACACAACGGCGUUGGUACCAUUUCGAUCUCAGGCUUCACAGUCUCAACCUUUGGCAAGCUCUACCGAUCAUGUGGAAACUGCAAGACCAUGGGCGAGCGCCACGUUAAGAUCGACAAAGUCAAGGCUACAGGCGGAACAGCGACCUUCGUUGGUAUCAACAGCAACUACGGCGAUACUGCUACCAUUACCAACUCUUGUAUCACGGACACCAAAGCUAUUUGCGAGGAGUUCGAGGGCAACGAUACUGGUGCUGAGCCUAAGCAGAUCAGCCAAGGACCUAGCUCUGCUUGUAUCUACACUCCCGCUGAUAUCGCUGCUUGUUGA